AUGGCUCCUUCCUCAGAUAUCAAUCAUCUUUCUCAUCCAUGUAUAUUUGGUGAUUAUGUUUCUUCACAUCCAGAGAGAAAGUCUGGUUUCAUGAAAUGGCUUAGUAAGCUUUUCAAAGGCGGGCCUAAUAGAGGAAGGAGCGGUCGUCAUCUUCAUGAUUCUUCGGAGGAAAGUGUGUCUUGGCGUGUUCCAUCUCGAGCUUUGGAUGAUCGCGGUAGAGCUCAAAAGGAGAAAGAGGAUUUGGGCCAUGCAAUGUCACUUUCUUCAUCUGAAGAUUCGAAGAGACCAAAUGCUCAUCAAGGAUAUAGGUGGGGGGAAGGAAAUGGUGAAGAUUAUGGAAAGGCACUUCAUGAUAACUUGAACUCAUCUGCACACCCUCCUUAUGCUCCGGCGCCAUUUUAUCCGAAUGAAUAUCGAAGAAUAUGUGGCGGCUGCAGCCAGGAGAUAAUCUAUGGAAACUGUUUAGGUUGCAUGGAUACUUAUUUUCAUCCAGACUGCUUUCGAUGCCACUCAUGUCGCUAUCCCAUUACCGAGCGCGAGUUUUCUCUGUCAGGGAAGCAUCCAUAUCACAAGUCUUGUUUUAAAGAGUUGACUCACCCGAAAUGUGAAGUUUGCUUCCAGUUUAUUCCAAUAAAUGCUGCUGGUUUGAUUGAGUAUAGAUGCCACCCCUUUUGGUCUCAAAAGUAUUGUCCAUGUCAUGAAUAUGAUAAUACAUCUCGUUGUUGUAGUUGUGAAAGAUUGGAGCCUCGGAAUACGAAAUACUAUGGACUCGAAGACGGGCGAAGCCUGUGUUUAGAGUGCAUGGAAUCUGCUAUAAUGGAUACUGGUGAUUGUCAGCCUCUAUACCAUUCAAUCAGAGAUUAUUAUGAAGGAAUGCUUAUGAGAAUAGAUCAGCAAGUUCCUAUGCUUCUUGUUGAGAGAGAAGCACUUAAUGAAGCUAUUGUUGGAGAGAAAAAUGGAUUUCAUCAUUUGCCAGAAACAAGAGGUUUAUGCCUUUCAGAAGAGCAAACUGUCACCAGUAUACAUAGAAGGCCGAGAAUUGGAGGUCAUCGAUUUAUAGGGAUGAGAACUCAACAUCAAAAGUUGAUAAGAAAAAGUGAAGUUACAGCAAUUCUUGUUCUAUAUGGUCUACCAAGGUUACUAACAGGUGCUAUACUUGCUCAUGAGUUGAUGCAUGCGUGGUUACGUCUUAAAGGCUACCGCAACCUGAAUCCUGAAGUAGAGGAAGGAAUUUGUCAGGUUCUUUCAUAUAUGUGGCUUGAGACAGAAGUUAUGCCAACAAACUAUCAAAACAUGCCAUCAACAUCCACAGCUUCUUCUUCUUCCUCUUCAUCAUCAAAGAAAGGUGCAAAGUCUCAUGUUGAAAACAAAUUGGGGGAAUUCUUCAAGAAUCAAAUUGUCAAUGAUUCUUCCCCAGCUUAUGGUGGUGGGUUUAGAGCUGCUAAUGAAGCUGUUAAUAAAUAUGGUCUGCGUAGUACUCUUGAGCAUAUUCGUUUGACUGGUUUUUUCCCUGUUGUGUAA
This is a messenger RNA of Vicia faba (fava bean), 1521 nucleotides long. The record is from the annotation of a GenBank genome assembly. NCBI's taxonomy places the organism in Eukaryota, Viridiplantae, Streptophyta, Magnoliopsida, Fabales, Fabaceae.